GUAAAGCUGGCCUUCAAAGAGAAAUUCGGUCUGAGAUUGUAUUUGUACAAUGUAUAUUUAAUUGUUAACGUGAUUUUAGAAGUUCAUAUUAACGCGGGCAGAACUAAGCCAUGGAUGUCUUCCAAAUAACCCUGUAUGUGACUCUAGACCAAGAAGCAGCAAUCAAGGAAUUGUUUAAAUAUUGAGGAUGGAGUUUUUCCAAAUGUCUAGAUCCCAAAAUUGAGGUUGCUGUGAAGGUGGAAUUAGCUGCGGAUGAGAGAGAAUAUGACAAUGUAAAGACAGAAAAUUACCUGGAAAAAGAUUCUAGUUUCAUAAUAAGUGACACAAAUGCUGUUGAUAAGGAAAUUGAGCAGAUGAACAAAUUGGCAUUUCGUCAGAAAACUGUACCGCAUGAUACUCAACCCUGUGUUUCAGAAGACACUAUAAAAGACAUUGAGGAAGAUGAAGAAAGCAAUCCAUCUUAUGAAGAAAGGAUAAAGAAAAAAGAUGUAAAUUGUAUUGGAAUAGGUGAAGACAUAGACCACAAUACAGAAUAUGACAGUGAUUCUACCAUCUCGUUUAAUAGUGAUGAUUCUUCAGGAUUUAGUUCUAUCCUUGCACAACAGAAUAUCAACCAACAGGAAACUGAUGAACACACCUCUUCAUCUGCAAGUAAUGACAAGCCGAAGAAAAGGAAAUCACUAAAAUCCAACCAGUCUGCAGAAAGCAAAGAAAGUAAAAUUGGUGAUUAUCAAUGUUCAGAAUGUAAUAAAAAGUACACAAUCCUAAAAAGGUUUCAAGCCCAUAAAUGUGUGUGGAGAUGUGAAAUCUGUCAGAAAGGGUUCAAAAUGAAGUGCUAUUAUAUGAUGCAUCGUAAACGCCAUGAUAAAGAAAAGGACCACAAAUGCAAUGUUUGUGAAAAGUCAUAUUUUGAGAAGAGCGAUUUGAUUGAUCAUAUGCGAAAACAUGAGGGGAAAAAGGAAUACAUCUGUGAUUUCUGUGGUAAAGAAUAUUCCCAGAGGAAACUUUUGUAUGUGCAUCGGUAUUAUAAGCAUGUUAACCCGCGAGCAGAAGGAGAAUUUAAGUGUGAUCAUCCUCAAUGUGGUAAAAGUUUUAAAUUUCUUCAUCAUCUCCAAGGUCAUAAAUCAGCUUUUCAUAGAAAAAAGACAUUCUUAUGUGUUCAGUGUGGAAAAGCUUUUAAAAACAGACAAAAGCUACAGGUUCAUUCAUUUGCUCAUACAGAUCAAAAACCUUUCGAUUGUUUGCAUGAAGGCUGUGGUAAAUCCUUUAAAAGUGAAAGAGCUUUGAAGAACCAUUCAAAACGACAUAACAGCGAAGAACGUAAACAUGUUUGUGAUAAAUGUGGCAAAGCUUUCUUUGAUAGGAGAGCGCUUGAGUACCACACCAGAACGCAUACGGGUGAAAAGCCUUGUGUUUGUACAAUCUGCGACUAUAGGUGCACUCACCCACCAAAUUUAAAAAAGCAUAUGAAAAUUCAUGAAAAAAGCAAUUGAGGACUAUAAGGACUAGACAGGACUUAUUCCAUUCUUAAAAAUAUGGUGUAUUUUCAUAUUUUGAGGAACCUAAUUACCAGCCAGAUAUGGGUUACUUGCAUGCUUUUAAAAUUGUGUUUGAAUCUGCUUUAUUUAUCUUUAAUAAUACAUACAUGUAUGUAUUGUACUUUCUAAAAUUAUUUUGCUUCAUGUAGUUGUUACAAAUAUUAUACAUAUAUGUUUAUUAUGAUGCAAUAUAAA
Mya arenaria is the source of this 1733-nucleotide messenger RNA. Its product is annotated as zinc finger protein 239-like. Bases 354 to 1493 code for a protein of 379 amino acids. Gene Ontology annotation, cellular component: nucleus. Gene Ontology annotation, molecular function: DNA-binding transcription factor activity, RNA polymerase II-specific; RNA polymerase II transcription regulatory region sequence-specific DNA binding. NCBI's taxonomy places the organism in Eukaryota, Metazoa, Mollusca, Bivalvia, Myida, Myidae. Gene Ontology annotation, biological process: regulation of transcription by RNA polymerase II. The record is from RefSeq and is a predicted model, not a curated record. The transcript is spliced from 3 exons.